Colletotrichum orchidophilum is the source of this 1551-nucleotide messenger RNA. RefSeq lists its product as uncharacterized. NCBI's taxonomy places the organism in Eukaryota, Fungi, Ascomycota, Sordariomycetes, Glomerellales, Glomerellaceae. The transcript is spliced from 2 exons. The record is from RefSeq and is a predicted model, not a curated record. The coding region runs from base 1 to 1551 and encodes 516 amino acids.
AUGCCGUCUCUCCGGCCUCUGUUCAACCCGAUCCUGGGCCCAGAGCCCCACAAACCAGACCGGGUUCCCACAGACACCGUGGUGCAGCUCUCAGCAAUGGACAGCUCCUGGAUGAUGCGCAUGAUGAUUAUGAGCUGGAGCAUGUGCUUCCACGACGUGCUCGACCCGUCCAUGCUCCACGCCUCGCUCUCCGAGCUCCUCACCAUUGGAAACUGGAGGAAGUUGGGCGGUAGGCCGCGACUAACGAAAGACGGUCAAAUCGAGCUUCACAUCCCUCAAUCCUUCACUCCGUCUCGCCCAGCAGUCCACUUCACAACAGAACCUAACCCAUCAAGCGUACAAUCUCACCCUCUAUCCUCAACCAUCCCCUCCCUCUUCUCCCCUCCCAAAACCACCUCUCCAAAUCUUCCCCUCAUCCUCGACACCCCCUCAACUCUCACCCCCCUGCUCGCCGGCCCCGAAGCACCAAAGACCUUUGCAGACUACACCACCUCAGACAGGCCCCUCCUCUCCCUUCACGUCAUAACCUUUUCCGACGCAACCUUUGUCACGAUAACCUACCCGCACAGCAUCACAGACGGCAUGGGCCGCCGCGACCUCGUCGACAACUGGUGCCGCGUCCUCGCAGGCAGGCAAGACGCCGUCGUGCCUCUGGCGGACCCGGCCUUCGAUCCCAUGUCAAACAUCGCAAAGGCAGAGAAGCCGCGCUAUGACGAGCCUUUCCUGUGGGAGCACAAGAAGCUCACGGGGUGGGGGAAAGUGCGGUUCACGCUGGGGUUGCUGUGGUACCUCCUCACGAACCGCAUCCGCCAGCGAAACAUCUUCAUUCCCGCCGCGUCGCUCAAGACGCUCCGCGAGCGCGCCGAGGCAGAUGUGGCGACCGGGGAUGACCAGCAGACGACGGCAACGACGGGACGCCUCAGCGACGGCGACAUCCUGACGGCGUACCUCGUCCGCCUAGCCUGCUCCCACAUCCCCGCAACAGCCCCCGCCAAACCCAUCUCCAUCUCCACGGCCCUCGACCUGCGCGGCCGCCUGCACGAGGACGACAUGCCCUCUAACGUAGCCCACGUCUCCAACCUCGUGGCGUACAACUGGACCAACACGACGGCUCUGGGGAUCCUGCACGGGCCGUUUGGGAAGGCGGUCGCCCUCAUCCGCAACUCUGUCAGGUCCCAGCUCACCGACGCGCAAGUGUACGCCUCAACGAGGCUCACCUACAACGCCGUCGCGGAGAAUGGGAGCACGAACCAGUUUACUGAGCCCAAUGGGUUCGUGGUAUCCGUGUCGAAUGUGUCCAAGGCGAGGUUUCACGAGGUCAUCGACUUUAGUCCUGCCAUUGUCGAGUCUCAAAAGGCAGGGGAAGAUGAAGAGGACAGGACGACGGCCAGGGGCAAGAUUAUGUGGCAGUGUAAUACACCGCGGAUGAGCCUGCUCCCGCCCUGUCUCAUCUACAUUCAAGGAAAAGACCACGAGGGGAAUUACCUGGCGCAGAUGUUGGUUUCGGAACGAACAUGGCGGAUAAUAGAGGACGAGAUCAGGCGGGUGUAA